CGGGGCUGGUUCCGGAUGCCUAGCGCCCCCGGUGUCCCCACGUGGUGGCCUCGGGCCGGAGCUCGUGCGUCCCCGGGGGAAGGCAGGGCCGUGCCCUCGCCCUGCGCCUGCUGGGGAGCUGGGGAGCGGGCUCCGGGCGGCAGGCCUGGACGCCGCCACGGGGAGCCCGGUCCCGCGGGCAUUUGGCCGACGUGCUUCGGAGCGAGGCGAAGUCUUACCUGCUCACGUAGAGGGGAGAGUCCUCUGGAGAGGAGACGCAGGGCAGGCCAGCUCCCGACCGAGACCAUGGCAAGCCCAGGGAAAGACAAUUACCGAAUGAAGAGCUAUAAGAACAAUGCCUUAAACCCUGAGGAAAUGAGACGAAGGAGGGAGGAAGAGGGCAUUCAGCUUCGGAAACAGAAGCGGGAACAACAACUUUUUAAACGGAGAAAUGUGGAGCUGAUUAAUGAAGAGGCUGCCAUGUUCGACAGUCUGCUGAUGGACUCCUACGUGAGCUCUACAACAGGGGAGAGUGUGAUCACAAGAGAGAUGGUGGAGAUGCUCUUUUCUGAUGAUUCUGACUUACAGUUAGCAACCACACAGAAAUUCCGGAAACUCCUCUCCAAAGAGCCAAGUCCUCCAAUAGAUGAAGUUAUUAACACUCCUGGAGUAGUUGAUCGGUUUGUGGAGUUUCUGAAGAGGAGUGAGAAUUGUACAUUACAGUUUGAAGCUGCUUGGGCUCUGACAAACAUUGCCUCUGGAACUUCUCAGCAGACCAAAAUCGUCAUUGAAGCAGGAGCUGUCCCCAUUUUUAUAGAGCUGCUUAACUCUGACUUUGAAGAUGUACAAGAACAGGCAGUCUGGGCUCUGGGAAACAUAGCUGGAGACAGUUCGGUUUGCAGAGAUUACGUCCUGAAUUGUUCGAUCCUUAAUCCUUUGUUAACACUCCUUACUAAGUCCACACGACUGACAAUGACAAGGAAUGCAGUCUGGGCCCUGUCAAACCUCUGCCGAGGCAAGAACCCACCUCCAGAAUUUGCAAAGGUUUCUCCUUGUUUGCCCGUAUUGUCUCGCCUACUCUUCAGUAGUGACUCAGACUUGCUGGCAGAUGCUUGCUGGGCCCUCUCUUACCUGUCUGAUGGCCCCAAUGAGAAGAUCCAGGCAGUCAUAGACUCUGGAGUCUGCCGGAGAUUGGUAGAACUUCUGAUGCACAAUGAUUACAAAGUGGCAUCUCCUGCCUUGAGAGCUGUGGGUAACAUUGUCACUGGGGAUGACAUCCAGACCCAGGUCAUUCUUAACUGUUCAGCCCUCCCUUGCCUCCUCCACCUGCUAAGCAGCUCUAAGGAGUCAAUCCGGAAGGAAGCUUGCUGGACCAUUUCAAACAUCACUGCUGGCAAUAGGGCUCAAAUACAGGCUGUCAUAGAUGCAAAUAUCUUCCCUGUGUUAAUCGAAAUCCUUCAGAAAGCAGAGUUCCGUACAAGGAAAGAAGCAGCCUGGGCCAUCACCAAUGCUACAUCAGGAGGAACCCCUGAGCAGAUCAGGUACCUGGUGUCACUGGGCUGCAUCAAACCCCUGUGUGACUUGCUGACUGUAAUGGAUUCAAAGAUUGUGCAAGUAGCCCUCAAUGGACUAGAGAACAUCCUGCGACUUGGAGAGCAGGAGGGCAAGCGUAGUGGCUCAGGGGUCAAUCCCUACUGUGGCCUCAUUGAGGAAGCCUAUGGCUUAGAUAAAAUUGAGUUUCUCCAGAGCCACGAGAACCAGGAAAUCUACCAGAAAGCCUUUGACCUCAUUGAGCACUACUUUGGCGUAGAAGAUGACGACAGCAGCCUGGCUCCUCAGGUGGAUGAAACACAACAGCAAUUCAUCUUCCAACAGCCUGAGGCCCCCAUGGAGGGCUUCCAGCUAUAAUGUCUGCUUCCGGGGAGGGGAGGGCAGGGGAAGCACCACCACCCAGCAGAAGAGCAGCCCUCUGGUGGGCAGGGAGACAGCCAUCCCACCAGCAGCCACCAUACACCUGCUGCCCUGGAGACUGUGCUCUUGACCUGCUCAUCCCCUUCCCUGGAGGGAGCACCCUCUGGACAGACAGAACCAUCUGAGGCUCACACUGGGUUUUGUGACAAGAAGGGGACGUGUGGGUUUUUCUUCCUUACACUUUAUUUUGGCUGCACACAUGUCUUUAACCCAGGAGCCCAGGGGUAGACAAAGGAGGACUGAGGUAAUCGAUUUGCACCUUUAAAUUUUUUUUCUUUUAUUUUCUUUAGUGGUGACUUCCUUCCCAUUAUUCUUGCUUCAUCCAUCCCAGUCCUCUGCCCUGAUGUGUGUAACUCUUAUCUUGGGUACUUGAGCAGAUGGAAUAUUCCAGAGGUGGGAGGUGGGAGGGGAGGGGAGAAGUCCAAAACAAAGUGUUCUUGCUCUGACCGCAUAUUGAUCUUGUAUGCUUGGAUUGGUUAUUUAAUUUUUUCUUUUGCACAUUUUUCUUGUAUUAAGGUUGCUCUUCCCAAAAGCUGGUUUUAGGAGCCCAGCUGCCAGCAUUGUCUGGAAAUAGAGGCUAAUAAGGAGGCCCCACAAGACAGAGGUCCUCCCCACUCACUCUCCUGGAACAAAUAGACCAGUGGGAGUGGAGAGGAGGAGCACAGGGCUUCCCCCGUGUAGCUACUGACCCUGUAUCCUACCCACCUCCCACAUGGUGCGACCCAACUUCAUUCGUUUACUUGAAAUUUCACCUCAGAGUUGAAUGAACCUCUGAGGUGGCUGUGUUUUCUCCUGAGCUUGAGAUGGGGGGCUGUGGUCCUUCCUUCUCCUGAGGAGAAAGUCCUUGCUCUGAUGACCCAUAAGUUGCAGAGGAGGUUGGAGUUAGGGUCGUGUAUUGGGAUAGUCAGGAAUCCCUGCCUUUGGCCUUUCUUCUUCCUUCUGCCAUAGUUGGAUCAUGUAUAUUUUACUUCCAAAGGAGAGAAUAUCAAAAAGUUCUGUAUUUUUUUUUAUAUUCUAUAUUUUAAGUAGGUCAGUCUUAAUUGGUCUUAGGAGGACAAACCGUCUGUGAGUGGGAUACUGUGAGGAAGACCAGAAAGAGAUGUAAAGCUUCCUGUUCAAAGGGCUGGACUUGGUCCUUUUCUUCUCUGCUUGGAUUCUGGGUCACCACUUGGGACCAACUCUCACCUCUGGAGCCUUUAUGAAGUAAAUCAGCCUGGGCUGAUUGUCCUGGUACCUGAGAGGAGCAAAGAGAGCCUGAGGGCCUAAUGAAGUCUGCUGCUCUGGUCCUUGCUUCUGAGCAGAAAGCAACCAGCCUUCUCUAACUGAGUUAUCAGUCCCUGUUACCCACAUAAGUCAUGACACAGCUGCCUCUGCUGUUAUCAGAGAACCUUGGCCACCUGGAUACUUUGGUGAGAGCUGUUGGAAUCCCCUUCCAAGGGUUCUUGUACCCGACUCGGAUUUUCCCUUUCUUGUGACAGCUACACAGACACCUUUUCUUUCUCUGAGUAAAGCUAGCUCAAUGCCUCAGAGGCUUGCUUGUGUUUUAGUGGGUUACACAUCAUACUAAAACUGAGCUCUGGGGAGGGGAGUGGGGUGCAUUGUCAACUAGGUAUAAAUGAGCAGCGGAGCUAGCAGCCCAGUACCCACUGUGGUGAAGCAGAGGUGUCCUGUCCUCAUCCACACUUUCCUUUCUCCAGAAUCAGCCUUCUUACUCCUGUGCCCACAGAUCUCCCACGCUUGCAGAUCUAAAGUUCAGGUUCUUGCUCUUGGCUCUGGCCUUCUGUUUGCCAUCUCUUAGUUUGGAGGCCCUAUUCCUAAGAAAAGUAGUGGGGCUGGCAGUUGAUACUGAGAGCUUUGACCAACAUUGGAGGAUCAAAUACUACUUAUUCACCCCCUGGCCUUCUGGGAAAGCAAUGGGCAGGGCCUUUUUUUUUUUUUUUUUUAACCUGGUCUACAGCUUUACUACAAACUCUGCUCCUAGUUCAAAGAAAAGCCCUCCAGGACUUGCCAUCACCACCCCUGUCUGAAGAGCAGAACACUGUAGUGGGAGCUACUCUGCACAUCUCAAGCAACAGUUAAUAAUAAGCCCCUGGCACUGGAGCCAUAUUCUCAGUAUGAGAUAUAAUGUCCUGUUUCCCCAUCCUUUCGCCAGUAUCUCUUUGGCUUCAGACAUGCAUCCAGUACCAGAUGGAAGAGGUUGGUUACCUAGCUGCUCUAGGCGUUGCACACUGAAAGCCUCUUUAGUGACUGACAGAGUGGUCUGUCCUAGACACUGUCUUCAGUCUCCAGCUCUCCCAAGUGACUAAUAAGCCUUGGUGUUGACUGCAGCCUUUUAGUAACCAUAUGAGUUCCAUCCUGUUUGGCACCAUUGUUAUUUGGGUCUGUGAACAUACACACUUCCCACGAAGUAGGUGUUGACCUUUUAAAGAGCUUUGGUGUUUCCCUGGGACCUUGUAUCUACUCCCUUCUGUCUGGAAGUCAUCUCCCAGGUGUGCUGAAGCUAACCACAGGAACUUUCUACUUCUCUGAAACCAAUCCAGUAAAAAGACAGACUUCCUGCGUGGAGGAACUGUGGUCUACUCUGUCUGCCUGGAAACCUAGCCGGUCACCCUCUGUCUGCGCUCUACAUGCCCCCUCUGAAGGCUUCUGCCCUCCUGCAGACCUCAUCCCUUCUCCCCCAGGUUCACUCACUCUGGUCCAUCCUCUUGGCUAUUUCUUCAGGCUCUAACUUCUUGAAGGGACAAAGCCAGCUUCUCCGGGUCCCUGCAGACCCAAGAGGGGACAGGAUGAUGGCAAGCUUCCCUAGCAGGCUGGGGAAGGGUGCACUGAACGAUGGCAGAUUCUGAGCAAUAGCAGCAGUUCCAAGUGGCACUUCCUGCAUAUCUAUAAGAGACAGACUUCUGGCACAUUCUAGACCAACCUCAUCCAGUAUUUUUUCCGUUUUACCUUUUGUAUUCUUUUGUUAAGCCAAUGAACUGAGAAUUUGCCCCUCUAAGGAUCCAUGUGGUGGACACUAGCUGCUCUUUGGCCAAAGGCCUUCAUAACUGGUUCCGAUGCACCAUCUAGUUUUCCCGAGUCCCACCCCAGAAUAAGACAUGCAUGGCAAUGGAAGAAUUUGAGAUCAACUCCAACAGAAUCAGAAUGAAAAGUUAUUUUCUUUUUGAGAAAGCAUCUUGUUUGAAGCCUGAACUACAUGCAGGACCAAAGCUGGCUGUGAGAAAAGCAGCCUUAACUUGGGGAACCUGAACACCAAGGGGAAAAGCUUGUGUGAUGUGUCUCCAAGGGCUUGGGCUUACCUACUUGUUCCUAGGCCAGCCUGAUUUCUGAUGCUCACACUAGCACAAGUCAAUGAUGCCCACCAGUCCUGCACUCCUGGGGGUCUGGUUUUAAUGUUUAGGUUUAGAGAAAGAAAGUAAUAUACCAUGUGCAGGGAGCUGGAAAGGAAGUCUCAACUCAGCUCCUGAGACUGCCUGCAAACUAUGUCAAAGAUUUACACCGUGAACCUUCAGAAGCUGGAGGUGGGUGUCGGCUUUUUUUAGCCAGCUUUUUUGGGAAAUGCCUUUUUUUGACCUAUUAAAUAAAUGAAGUGGGUAUGAGGUCUCAGCUACCCAGCAGACAGAACAUCCGCCCAAGGACAGCUUGGGUUUCCAGGUAAGAACCCUAGAAAGCUGAAUUUAAUCCUCACAGGUUUUGCUUUCCAAAUUCAUUUGCUUUUAUUUUUCUAAGAACUGUAAACUCUAUUUUUUCAUGUUCUCAGGGCCCCUGGGUAGACAAAGCUUGAUUUCAGAGCAGAAAUAGGCCAAGAAACCAUGGCAUUGAGUGUGCUGAGUCCAGACAAAUGAUAUUUAUAUACACAUCCAAAUUUGAAGAGAAAAUGUAUUUCUUUAGGUUUCAAACACUGUAAUAGAUACAAAGCAAAAAUAAAAACCUGUUGCAAAGUU
Mesocricetus auratus (golden hamster) is the source of this 5891-nucleotide messenger RNA. RefSeq names its product karyopherin subunit alpha 6 (gene Kpna6). Gene Ontology annotation, molecular function: protein binding; nuclear import signal receptor activity. Lineage: Eukaryota; Metazoa; Chordata; Mammalia; Rodentia; Cricetidae. Gene Ontology annotation, biological process: NLS-bearing protein import into nucleus. The coding region runs from base 16 to 1887 and encodes 623 amino acids. Gene Ontology annotation, cellular component: nucleoplasm; cytoplasm; nucleus. The transcript is spliced from 14 exons. The record is from RefSeq and is a predicted model, not a curated record.